This is a messenger RNA of Prorocentrum cordatum, 2055 nucleotides long. Lineage: Eukaryota; Dinophyceae; Prorocentrales; Prorocentraceae. The record is from the annotation of a GenBank genome assembly.
GUGCUUCUGAUGGGGUUCAACUGGGCGCUGUUCUUCUGCCAGGAGAUGGUCCGCGCUGCCGCGGAGGACGCAGGCUUUGCUGACAGUCGGAUGUUCUUGGAUCGCCACUCAGUUCCUGACAUCGCCACCGAGCCGGGCGCCGCCGUGUACGUCGAUGGCGUGGCCGUGGUGGGGGCGGACCUGGAGGCGGUCGAGGCCGGCGGAGCCGUCGUGGCCAAGCAGCUGGAGCAGCGCGGCCUCCAGGUCAAGGGGGUCGAGGGCCCCUCGGACUCCCAGACCUUCACGGGGAUGUUGUUCGAUCGGGCCUCUGGCCGCAUCUCGCUCAGCCGCGAGAGGAUCUGGAGGCUGCGCGCGGUCCUGCUGUUUGCUGCGGGCCAGCGCUACCUGACUGGACGCCAGAUGCGGCGGCUGGUCGGCCACUACACGGGGAGCGCGACUCUGCGGCGGGAGCUCCUCAGCGCCUUCAGCGGCGUCUACGCGUGGGCGGAGAGGGCGGGCGACAAGAGGUGGCGCCUGUGGCCUUCAGCCGAACGAGAGCUUCGACAGGCCGCCGCUCUCGUGGCCUUCACCUUCGUGGACCCGAAGCGCCCGCUCCACGGCGACGCCGGCGGCCACGGCGUGGUCACGCAGGAGUGGCCCACGGAGAAGGUCCGCCGCUGCUGCGGGCAUGCCGAGAAGUGGCGCUACGGGGUGCAGGGGCUCGUCGCGGCCCGAGCGGCCGCGCUGGGCAGCCCAGCGGACUCCUGCCCGCCCCGCCCUGCGGCGGAGAGCGGCGAGAGGACCGCGGACUUCGAGAGCAUGACGCGGGGCGACAUCGGUGCCUUCGAGAACUGGAAGUUGGUCGUGGUGAGAUGGGUCGCCUCAGAGUUGAACCCUUCCGACCGCGCUUCCCGACUCCUGGGCUCAGCCGUCUCGCUGGGCGGGGGCGGGCCCUGCGCGGCGGGGGGCGAUGUUGCGCCGUCCGAGGCCGUGCUCGCCAGCCGCUUCGACGCCGAGCUGGGGAGCGCGGCGCGCAGCCUUGGGCCCGCCAGCGGCGGGGCCGUCUGCGGCCGCCCCCUCGCCGGCCUUGGCGACCAGCUCGCUGCUGAGGAGGCCGGGCGCGGCCCUGUCGCCGCGGGCGCCGGCGAGCUCAGCGACAGCUCCUCCAGCUCGGGGGAGAGCUGGCCAGCCGGCGUCGGCGGCAGCGGCGGCCAGGAGCCGCCGCUCACGGGGCGGGCCGACUGCGGCGCGACCGCCCGGCGCCACGGCUUCACCAGUCUCCAGAUGGCCAAGAUCGGUCCUCGCUCCCGCGCCCAGUACCAGAAGUUUCACCAGGCGUUCCUGGAUUGGAGCAGCCGGGAGGGGCAGCCGCUGGACACCGACCUCCAGAUCGACCAAGCCCUCAGCAGGUACAUGGACUACUUGUACUACGAGGGCUUCAACGCGGACGCGGGCGAGAAGGUGCUGGCGGCCGUGGUUUUCCAUGGCCCGGUGGAGGGCAUGGAGCUCCCAGGAGCUCGCCGGGCGCUGGCGGGGUUCCGGCGCCGGGCGAGCGCGAGGGAGGCGCGCCUGCGGCCGCCGUCCGACCUCGUGAGCAUGGUGGGCGCCUCGCUGGUCAAGCCAGCCGCCCGGAGCCCCCGGGCGCGCUGGGGGCUGCUCCUGUUUCCUCAAGAGGGGGAGGCGCGCAGCAAGAUGGGGCACUACGACGAGGGGAUCAUGCUGGACGGCCAGUUCGGAUCCACGCUAGCGCCUUUCCUUCGCCGCCUGAUGUCCCAGACCCCCGACGCCAGCCCGCUGUGGUCUUCCUCGAGCGCCACCUUCCGGCGCUUGUUCAACGAGUAUGCCGCGAAGGUCAGCCUCGGCGGCAAGAACCCGCACCAGGUCCGGCACGGCGGGGCUUCGCUGGACGCCCUGGAGAGCCGGCGCAGCCUGAAGGAGAUCCAAGAGCGCCUCCGACACCUGCGCGAGUCCAGCACCCGUCGGUACAAGAAGGGGACCAGGUACCUGGCCGAGGUCAACAACCUCGACGGCCGGGCCCGAGCCUACGGCGAGCUGGUCCUCAGGCAGCUCAACGGG